CAAUUCGGAUUUGCAGUAGAUUUAGACUGUUUUAAUUUUACUAUUCAAUAUCUGACUUCCGAUUUGAUAUUCUUAAAGUUAUUGAUUAACCAGUUAACAAUGUUUUUGAAUGGAUAGUGGUAUAAGUUAUUCUUACCCAACAGAGAGAAGGAUGCAGGGUGGUGAUAUUCGAUAUAACAUGAUGACUACAAGCAGUUUAUUUCGGGAAGCUCAGGACGAAGAAAUGGAGCUCAAAGUAAAAAAAGUUGCUGAAAGACUAUCUGAGAGUAUGAAUAUUGUAGCAAAUGAACCUUCUUUAGCUUUUUUCCGCAUCCAGGAACAUGUGAGAAAAUCUUUACCACAGCUUGUGGAGCAAAAGCAUGAAGUGAUUGAGACUCAGCAGAAAGUUCAAGGUGCAAGUUUUGACACUGAAUAUGCCACACAUGCUGUCAAAAGCCUCCACAAGAGCAGUGUACACUUCCAAAAUAUUCAAGAAUUGAUGAAGAAUGCCAUGUUUAUGAAGCAACAGAUCGAUUAUGAGGAAGAUAGAAAUGUAUUCAUCGAUCAAGUGAGUAAAGUUAUAAAACGUCGCACGAGUUCACGCCUGGUAAACAACAAUCGUUUAUAAUGCGGAGACCAAUAAAAUUUUUGAAUGUUUUUAAUUUGAGCGCCUUGAGGUACAAUUUUCUUCUUUCACAUGUAGGAUUUUUUAAAAAUAAAAUACAAUAAUUAGCUAGUACAAUGUAGUUGAAGAUGAAUAUGUACCUAUAUACAUUUUAUAAAGUGAGGGGGACAUAACUAAAAUAAAGGGAAUUGGAGUUGACAGUGUACCCAUACCAAAAAUUUAGUUUUAUAUCUUGCAUAGGAUCUUAUUUUUUGUAAAAAUGGUAUUUCAUAAAGAUACAAUGUCAAAGAUUAAGUGUAGGAAAAUAAGUGUAAAAUUUGGAUACAGUUGAUUUUAUGGUAUUCUUUUUUUGUUUUUCU
This is a messenger RNA of Magallana angulata, 963 nucleotides long. Its product is annotated as BLOC-1-related complex subunit 8-like. The coding region runs from base 110 to 607 and encodes 165 amino acids. The record is from RefSeq and is a predicted model, not a curated record. The transcript is spliced from 6 exons. Gene Ontology annotation, cellular component: BORC complex. Lineage: Eukaryota; Metazoa; Mollusca; Bivalvia; Ostreida; Ostreidae.